Messenger RNA from Mytilus trossulus (common blue mussel), 5425 nucleotides. Its product is annotated as serine/arginine repetitive matrix protein 2-like. The record is from RefSeq and is a predicted model, not a curated record. The transcript is spliced from 8 exons. NCBI's taxonomy places the organism in Eukaryota, Metazoa, Mollusca, Bivalvia, Mytilida, Mytilidae. Gene Ontology annotation, cellular component: nucleus. Bases 472 to 4023 code for a protein of 1183 amino acids.
CCGAGCCAAACGAGAAUAACCAAUCAAAAUAAAGACGUCAGCAAAAAUGGCGACAAGAAAGGUGUCCUGUUGCAACCUGAAAUCAGGAAAAUCGGAUUCUUCUUCUACAUAAAAUUCUUACUUCAUGUUUUUGCUUGAAAGAAUUUAGGAGAAUAUUAAACUAAAUUGAAGAAAAUACAGAAUCUUGAUCAACAUAUACUUUUACUAAAUCAUAUCUUUGGGAAAUAUUCAAGAAGUGUGUGUAUUUCAGUCUGUAAAAUAAGAACAGUCUGAAUUUUUUACAAGAUUGGUACAGUUAUCUGAGGAGACAUUUUUAGUCAACAUUGGUUCUAAAAAUAGGAUUUGACAAGAAUCUGAGAGGCAACUGAAUAUUAAACCAGAUUUACAUGAUUUGCUCAGUUGGUUGGAAAGAAGCAUUACAGCAGUAAGGAUUCUCAGCUUGAGUUCAAGCAACUUGAUGUUAACAAUAUAAUGAAGUCAAUGGUAACCAGACCAAAUACAAUGACUGGUGGGGGUACCAGUGUUGGAACCAGUUCAGCUGGAGAUGGUAGUGGCAGCACUGAGGACAAAGAUAAAAUAUCAGCUAAAGCACUAGGGUCAAAAUCUGGUCCUAAAGGAGACAAUGUGGCAGGAGAGAAAACAAUUGAGGCAAAAAAGAAAGGAAAAUUACAGAGACUGGAUGUUGGUCCACCGAAAAAAGUGAAUGAAAAAAAUGGACAUGAGAAGAUAAACAACCAGCAUGGACAGGAAGAUGUUUCCCUACCAGAUGUUGACAUUCCUUUACCACCACAGAAGUCAGAUGAGAGCAAAGACGGAAAACAAAAUUCAAAAGAAGGUGUUGCAGUAAAUAAUGACAAAGAUGAUGAGAGCAAAAGUGGAGUUGUUUCAUUUUCAUUCAAGAAAAUUGGAACUAAAUUAUUAAAUACUGCGUUUAAUACGGCUCAAGAGGAAGAUGACAAACAAGAAGCAGAAUCAGAUGUAAAAAUAGAAAAACCGAAGAAAAUUCUGAGUGCGUUCACAAGAGUGAAAAAUAAAGAUGGGACAAUGGAGUUAGAUUGGCCAUCAGAAAUGAUACAACACACCACAACACAGCCAUCUAUAACCUUUAGUUGUAACCCUCUUAUGUUUGACUUUACUGCAUUGUUUUCUAAGCAAAGUGUUAUGUCAGAGCGACUGAAAAUAUUAACAGAGGAAGAUAAAAAAGAGGAAAUGAAUGAUAAGUCGGUGAAUUCUGUUGAUGUCGAGGCAGUAGAAAUAUCUAAAAGUACAGAAGUAAAUGAUUCCCAGGAUAAAAUUGUAAAUGAUGUUGCUAGUUCUCAUUCUAAAAGCAAAACAAAAAAGAAAAAGAAAAGGAAACAUAAAAAACAUCAUAAGGAAAUAAAAGCUGACAAGACUGAGGAAAGUGAAAAGAAAAAGAAAAAGAAAAAACAUAAGCAUAAACAUGAUAAGGAUGAUAAGGAAGAAAAUAAGGAAAAUAAAGACAGUUCAUCAAAAAAGCGUACCUAUAGAAAAAGGACCGCUGAUGCUAUUGCAGAAUCUGGUAAUGAAUCUGAUGGUAAAAAAGCAAUUAAGCAUAAAAAGAGGAAGAAAUCUAAAAAGUCAAAGAAAAAGAUUAAACUGCCAGAGGAUAAAAUUGAAAAUAAAAAGAGUAGUGAGAAAACCCCAAAGAAAAGCAAAGCGAAAAAGUCCUCUAAUGUUUUAGAUCAUUUAAUUGAUGAAGUUGAUGGAACCGAUAUCAAGAUUAAGAAAGAAAACACCACUGAUGACAAAAACCCAGUGAAAAAACUGAAUAUGAAACCUACUACAGAAACUGAAAGUAAACAAAUUGUAAAAACUACAGUAAAUGAAACGAAAGUAACUCCUAGUGCUAUAAACUCUGUUAAAGUUGAAACAAAGGAGUCUGGAUCUUUAUCAUCAAGAAAAAGACAAACCAGUGAAUCUAGUCAUAGUGAAGCUACUCCUAGCUCUUCAAAGAAACAAAAACUUACCCCAAGUCUUUCAAAAGAAUCAGAGAAAUCCGCAACAGCGAAACAGGAAGACACGUGGAGUAAACUUGAACAUAUUUAUGAACCGAAAAUGGAGGAAAACCCCAAAUCUAAAUGGGAUACUAGUGACAGUGAUAGUGAAAAUAAAAUGGAUGCAACAACAAAACAGAAAAAGUUAACAAAAAAGGCAACAGAUACUACUGUGAAGAAAGAAAAAACAGAAAAGACUUCACCUACCGCAAAAACUGUGGUCAAAACAGAGACUAGUUUAGAAGUUAAGAAAAAAUCCAAAAGUAAAAAAUAUAACUCAAGUGAAAGAAGUUGGACACGAUCACGUUCAAGAUCUCGCCGAUCACGUCGUAGUUCAUACUCUCACAGUUCAAGUCGCUCACGUAGUCGUUCAUAUAGUACUUCAUCAUAUGACUCUCGUUCAAGAUCUAGUUCAUAUAGUAGGUCACGUUCUAGGUCAAGAAGAUACCGUUCAAGCUCAUACAGUAGUUACUCUUCGGGUUAUAGUCGUUCAAGAUCUCGCUCUUCAAGAAGCUAUUAUUCAAGAUCAAGAUCCCGGUACAGUUCUUACUCACGUAGUAGAAGUAGGUCAUCAAGAUAUUCUACGUCAAGGAGUAGAUCAAGGUCAUAUUCAAGGUCUCCUUCAAGACAUAGUAAACGUAGUAAACGUUCUUUAUCGCAUUCCUCUCAUUCUAGUCAUGCUAGUCAAGGAAGUUCCAAAGUUAUGAAUAGAAAACAAAGAAGAAAGAAAACAUUGAAACAAAAACGGGAGGAGAUGAAAAAUAUAGAUCCCCUUAGUAUUCCCCUGCCAGAUCUAGGCGCUGAUGACAAAUCAACAACAGAAAGUAGUGAAAUUAAAACUGAGGAGAAACAAGAGAAUCCUGAUCCCAUGAGUAUUCCACUACCUCUUAUACCUACAAAAGAUAUAAAGGUAGAGAAAGCUGACAAUGUCAGUCUUAUAGCACCCCCUCCUCCUCCGCCAGGAGAUCAAACAGUUCAGAAUAUUCCACCACCAGUCAUGCAGAACUUUAUGGCACCUCCACCACCUCCGGGUAUGAUGGGACCAAACCAUCAUCACAGCAUGUAUCCUGGUAUGCCAUAUGAUCCUCGAAUGAGAAUGCCAAUGCCGCAUUACCCAAACAUGCCCCCACCACAUUACGGUGGACACUAUCAUGGUCAUCCACCAUAUUCACAGGAUAUUGCCAAAUCAAGGUCACCACCACCACUUCCACCUCCGAGGUCACCAUCACCUCAACGUCCACCUCCACCAACAGAGGAGGAAGAGAAAAAGGAAGUUGAAGCAAUGUCCAUGGAUAUUCCAGCUGAUCAAGCUGAAAGAUUUCAGAAAUUACAAAAACAAGCUCAGAAGCAUGCUAUGAGAUCCUUGAAAAGACAAAUGAGACAGUUAAAGGGAGAGAAUCCAAGUGAUUCUUCUUCAUCUUCAGAGGAGGAAGAAGAAAAACCUGCAAGUCUGCAAGGUGAAGAAUUAGAUGAAGAUGUUCAAUUAAUGCCUAUCAUGUCACCCGCUCUUAGCAUGGGACAGCCAACUUAUAUAUUGGCUCAACCUAAUCAGACAAGUAGUCCUCUCACUCAUCAAAUUGUAGUAGGGAGUGAUGGAAGACAAUUUAUUAUACCAUCUGUAUCAGCCAAUAACUUUGCAGGUGUACCUAUACAAGCAGGUGCACCUAUGUUUGCCAUGCCUGGGGCCCAUCAUUCAGCCCAUCCAUCAAUGCUAACAUUGACGCCUGGUGCAGGAGCCACACCUGCUCAUCUUACGGGUGCUGUUCAGUCCCCAUUCUUGUCAGGAGGAAUACCUCUUGGAGCCUCAUCAUUUUUACCUGGACAUCAUCCGUUAUUUCAUUCACAGUUGGCUCAUCAACAGCUAGCUCAUUCACAAUUAGCUCAUUCACAGUUGGGAGGUUUACAUCAGUUAAUGCAGCCAUCCAUGUCAUCGGCCUUUGGAGGACAUGGACCUAUUGUCGUAGGCAAUCAAAUACUUAUACCUCGUUUAAUUAGGCCCACAUUAUAAAACUUAAUGAUAUGUGAUAGACUUGUGACGAAAUUGUGAAUAUAUUUAAAAUGGUGAUAUCAGACUUCAAAGUUUUCACAUAAAUUUGAAAACUGUAAUAAAAAAAAUUAAUGGUGUUGCAUAUGUUCAUUUUGAGAAUAUUAUAUUUCAAUUCUUUAAGUUCUGUAACAAAGUUGGAAAAGAAUAAAGCUUAUUUGUUCCAUGUUAGACAUAGGAAAUUAAUUGGUCUUUUACUUGGUAAUUUGAAUUUUGCUUUAUUACUUUUAUAACCAUUUAUCUUUUAAUGGGUUUUGCAUUAAGCAAAUUUGAGCUUCUAGGUGUUUUGUUUAAUUUUGUUUCCCAUCAUUGUAAGUGCUAUAAUUAUAAGAAAUUAUUUGUUUUUUUGUAUUUAGAUUGUAAAAUUUUUAUGAAUUUUAAAUAAUUGGGUGGAAAAAAGCCAAAAUCAUUUGAUAUGAAUUUUAAGUAUUGUCCAAUGAAAAUUUAAAAUGUGUGAAAUGUUUGUCUACAAAUUUGUAGAAAUGUUAUUUCUUUCCUUUGAAUGCAUUCAUUUUUAAUGUCCAAGAAUUCUUCUAUUAUUUGAAUUUUUGUUUUUAAUUUAAGGAGCAUGUAGCGUUAAUAUUUAAGAAAUGGGAAAAUAGAUUGGUGGAUGUUGUUUAAAAAACACUUGACUUGUUUUGUAAUAUUUUUGUUGGUAAAUUAUUUAAAAUGUUGAUUGUUGUAUUUGUACAAAUUCAUCUAUGCAAAUGUUGUCUUUAUUGAUGCAGUUGAAAGAAUGUUCAAAUAGUCUAAAAUUCGGGGUUUAAUGCCAUGUAAAUUUAAAAAAUUUAAAAACCAAAAAAAAUAACUUUCACAGGAAAUUAUUUUCAAAAAGUAUUAAUUUUCAUGAUUAUUGAGAGUAAACUCUGAUACAUAUCAUGCAUAUAUAUUGAUCAAUAUAUUCCAUUUUUCCCUUCAGACAUGUCAGAUUAUUGAAUUUCAUAUGAUUAGAAUCCAUGUUUUUAAUUGGCCUGUUUAUAAAUCAGUUCACUGUUCUAAUGACAGAAUAUAUACUGGUAACCAUUCCAGUAAAUUUUGUUGGCAAUAAGUACAUUUUUUUGCAUUCGAACCUUUGCAGAUUGUUCAAAGAAGUUCAAGUCUUUGUCAGCACGACUCAUGACAUGAUUCAUAGACUAAACAAUAUGGGUUAAUAUAGUAAGACUCUUCAUUUGAUUCCUAUAGAAAAUCUGCUUAAGUUAAAGUGAUAAAACAGCAUGGUUCAGCUAUUAAUGAUUCGUGUGAUUGUGGUAUGAAUAAUGUAUUUUAAUUUGUUAAUAAUUAUAAUUUGUUUGUUGACCUGUAAGGAAUGUGAAGACUGUUCUCCUAGUAUGGAGUAUAAAGGAGUAAAAUAAACAUAAAUAUGAUA